AGGAGGAGGGCACCGCAUCGCGGCACUCCCGGCUUGGCAUGAAGCGCGGCCGCUGACCGACGGACGAAGGGAUUGCGGGAGGCGGCGGCGGGAGAUGGGCGGCGGCUGGUGCGGCUGCGCCCCGGGCCGGGCCGUGCUGCUCUUGCUGGCGCUGGGCAUCCCCGCCUGCCCUCGAGGCCAGAGCCCUCCGCCGCCCUGCGCCGCCCGGAGCCCUGCGGAGGCUCCCGCCGCAUUCCCCGCCACGCCGCUGCCUUCCGCGUGGCUCUGCCGCUCACCUGGCGCCACUCGCGGCCUCUGGGCGCACCUGCCGGGACCCGGAGGGCAGGACGGGGCGCCCUCGCUGCUCAGCCGCUUGGUCCUCUCCCAUCGGGAGCCCGGCGGGAGGCUGCGGCGGGGGCGGCCCCGGGGACUCUGCUUGGAGCCUGCCUCCCGCGUGCCUUUGCCGCCCGGGGCCUGGUGGGGAGGAGGAGGAGGCCCCUUGAAGUGCCGCCUGCGAGGGGUCAAGGGGACCCCAAUCCAGCCCGGAGAGGUCCUCCUCCCGCCCUGGGCGCUGUGCCUCCGGACAGGGCGCCCUACACACUUGGGGCUGCUUUGCCACCAAGACGGAGAAGAGACCGAGGAGACCUUUGUCCACUGGGACCUGAGCCUGGCUUCUUCCCUCCCUGAGAUGCGCCCAGAGCGUAACCCCGAAGCACCCGGAGACCGGCUGCGGAAGAAGCGUAACGCCAAUGCCAGCCCCCAGUUCCAAGUGCCCACCUACCAGGUCUCGGUGCCGGAGAACCGCCCUGCCGGUACCCCUGUGAUCGUGCUGAAGGCGGUGGACCCGGACGAGGGUGAGUGGGGCCGCCUGGACUACUCCAUGGACGCCCUCUUCGACAGCCGCUCCAACAGCUUCUUUGCCAUCGAUCCCCGGAGCGGUGCGGUGACUACAGCGGAGGAGCUGGACCGGGAGACCAAGAGCAGCCACGUCUUCCGGGUGACGGCAACAGACCAUGGUGUGCCGCGCCGCACGGCCAUGGCCACCCUCUCUGUCACUGUUGCCGACACCAAUGACCACGACCCCAUCUUCGAGCAGCAGGAGUACAAAGAGAGCAUGCGGGAGAAUCUGGAGGUGGGCUAUGAGGUGCUGACGGUGCGAGCCACGGACGGGGAUGCCAGCCCCAAUGCCAACAUCCUCUACCAUCUCCUGAAUGGCCGCGGGGCCAACAAGAUCUUUGAGAUUGACCCCAAGUCGGGCGUCAUCCGCACCAAUGGCCUCGUGGACCGGGAAGCAGUGGAGUCCUACCAGCUGAUUGUGGAAGCCAAUGACCAGGGUAGGGAUCCCGGGCCGCGCAGCACCACGGCCACCAUCCAUAUCACGGUGGAGGACGACAACGACAACUCGCCGCAGUUUAGUGAGAAACGCUACAUUGUGCAGGUGCCCGAGAACGUGGCUUCCAACACCCAUGUCCUACGGGUCAAUGCAACAGACCGGGACAAAGGCAGCAAUGCCCUGGUGCAUUACAGCAUCAUGAGCGGCAACACCCGGGGACAGUUUUACAUUGAUGCCCAGACGGGCAACAUUGAUGUCGUCAGCCAGUUGGACUAUGAGAUGAAUAAGGAGUACUCCUUGCGCAUUCGGGCCCAGGAUGGAGGAAGACCUCCGCUUUCAAAUAUCAGUGGACUGGUGGCUAUCCAGGUCCUGGAUGUGAAUGACAACAGCCCAAUCUUUGUCAGCACCCCUUUCCAGUCCACAGUGCUGGAGAACGUGCCUGUGGGCUACUCUGUCAUCCACAUCCAAGCCAUUGAUGCAGAUUCAGGGGAGAAUGCUCGACUGGAGUACGCUCUGGUUGACAUAAGCCCUGACUUUCCCUUUUCUAUCAAUAACAACACAGGCUGGAUUUUGGUGGCCUCUGAGUUGGACCGAGAGAAUGUGGACUUCUAUAAUUUUGGGGUGGAGGCCCGAGACCAUGGAAGCCCCCCCAUGACCUCUUCAGCCAGUGUCAGUAUUACCAUUCUGGAUGUCAACGACAACAAUCCUGAGUUCACUCAAAAGGAAUACAGCAUGCGUCUCAAUGAAGAUGCUGCUGUGGGCACCAGUGUCCUUACGGUCUCUGCCAUUGACCGGGAUGUCAACAGUGUCAUCACUUACCAGAUCACCAAUGGGAAUACCCGCAACCGCUUCUCCAUAACCAGCCAGAGUGGUGGUGGCCUUAUUACCUUGGCCCUUCCCUUGGAUUACAAAUUAGAGCGCUAUUAUCUACUUAUAAUUACGGCUUCAGAUGGCACUCGGCUUGAUACUGCCCAGGUCUUUGUUAAUGUGACUGAUGCCAACACCCACCGGCCAGUCUUCCAGAGCUCCCAUUAUACUGUUAACAUCAAUGAGGACAGGCCGGUGGGUACCACGGUCGUGAUCAUUAGUGCUACUGAUGAAGACACAGGGGAGAAUGCCCGUAUCACUUACUUCAUGGAGGACAGCAUUCCUCAGUUCAAGAUUGAUAUGGACACUGGUGCUGUUACCACCCAGAUGGAUCUAGACUAUGAAGAUCAGGUGUCUUACACAUUGGCAAUUACUGCCCGGGACAAUGGCAUCCCACAAAAAUCAGACACCACCUACUUAGAAAUACUAGUCAAUGAUGUAAAUGACAAUGCACCUCAGUUCUUAAGAGAUAACUACCAAGGUUCUGUAUAUGAGGAUGUCCCAGCGUUCACUAGUGUUCUGCAGGUUUCUGCCACAGAUAGAGACUCUGGGCUGAAUGGAAGGGUGUUCUACACCUUUCAGGGUGGGGAUGAUGGUGAUGGAGACUUUAUCAUUGAAUCCACCUCUGGCAUUGUUAGGACUUUGCGUAGGUUGGACAGAGAAAAUGUCCCUUUGUAUGAACUUAGGGCAUAUGCAGUUGAUAAGGGUGUACCGGCCAUGAGGACACCUAUUGAGGUCCAUAUAACUGUUCUUGAUGUCAACGAUAAUCCUCCAGUCUUUGAACAGGAUGAGUUUGAUAUCUUUGUUGAGGAGAACAGCCCAAUUGGGUUAGUGGUGGCCCGGAUCACUGCCAGUGAUCCAGAUGAAGGCACCAAUGCUCAGAUCAUGUACCAGAUAGUGGAAGGUAACAUCCCUGAGGUCUUCCAACUUGAUAUUUUCUCAGGAGAACUGACAGCAUUGAUGGAUUUGGAUUAUGAGACCAAGUCUGAGUAUGUCAUUGUGGUCCAAGCUACUUCUGCUCCGUUGGUAAGCCGGGCUACAGUGCAUGUCCGUUUGCGGGAUAAAAAUGACAACAUUCCCAUCUUGAAGAACUUUGAGAUCAUCUUCAACAACUACAUCACAAACAAGUCCAGCAGUUUCCCCACCGGUGUGAUUGGCAGGAUCCCAGCCUCUGACCCUGAUGUCUCUGAUACACUUUCCUAUAGUUUUGAGCAAGGCAAUGAGCUAAAGCUGGUGCUUCUGAACCACAGCACUGGAGAGCUACGCCUGAGCAGGGCCUUGGAUAACAACAGGCCUUUGGAGGCAGUCAUGAGAGUUUCUGUGUCAGAUGGGAUCCACAGUGUGGCUGCUCAGUGCAUGCUCCAGGUGACCAUCAUCACUGAUGAGAUGUUGACCAACAGUAUCACCCUGCGCCUAGAGAACAUGUCUCAGGAGCGUUUUCUUUCCCCACUGCUGGCCCUCUUCCUUGAAGGAGUGGCAAUGGUGUUGUCCGUUCCCCGUGAACACGUUGUCCUUUUCAACAUUCAGAAUGACUCUGAUGUGCAGUCUGCCCACAUUCUCAAUGUCAGCCUGUCAGUCUUGUUGCCAGAUGGGGCCUAUGGUGGACACUAUAUUCCUUCAGAAGACCUGCAGGAACGGCUGUACCUCAACCGCACACUCUUGGCUGCCAUUUCAGAGCAGCGAGUUCUGCCCUUCGAUGACAAUAUUUGCUUGCGGGAGCCCUGUGAGAAUUAUAUGCGCUGUGUCUCAGUGCUGAAGUUUGACAGCUCUGCACCUUUCAUUGCAUCUAAAACCAUUCUCUUCCGUCCUAUACACCCUGUCAAUGGUCUACGUUGUCGCUGCCCACUAGGUUUCACUGGGGAUUACUGUGAAACUGAGAUUGACCUCUGUUAUUCUAACCCCUGUGGCAACAAUGGAUACUGCCGAAGCCGUGAAGGAGGAUACACCUGCGAGUGUCAAGAGGGCUACACAGGGGAGGACUGCGAAGUCAACUCUCGCUUGGGCCGCUGCUCUCCAGGAGUCUGCAGAAAUGGCGGCACAUGUGUCAACCUUCUGGUGGGCGGGUUCAAGUGCGAUUGCCUGUCAGGAGACUACGAGAAGCCCUACUGUCAGAUGAGUACCCGCAGCUUUCCAGCUCAUUCCUUCCUCACCUUUAAGGGGUUACGCCAGCGCUUCCAUUUCACUAUUGCCCUCACGUUUGCCACCAAAGAACGGGAUGGGCUUCUUCUCUACAAUGGGCGCUUCAAUGAGCGGCAUGAUUUUGUGGCACUGGAGAUUGUGCAGGAGCAAGUCCAGCUUACCUUCUCUGCAGGAGAGUCAACGAGUACAGUAGCUCCAUUCAUCCCAGGGGGUGUGAGCGAUGGGCAAUGGCAUACGGUCCACCUGCAUUACUAUAAUAAGCCUCUGAUGGGAAUGUCUGGAAUUCCACAAGGGCCCUCUGAACAAAAAGUAGCUGUUGUGACAGUGGACGACUGCGACACAUCAGUGGCCUUGAAAUUUGGUUCUCUCCUAGGAAACUAUUCUUGUUCAGCUCAAGGAAUGCAGUCAGGCACCAAGAAGUCACUGGAUCUGACUGGUCCACUGUUGCUAGGAGGAGUUCCUGACCUGCCUGAGAGCUUCCCGGUGCGGAACAGGCAUUUUGUAGGCUGUAUACGGGACUUCCUGAUUGAUAAUCGAGAGGUGGACAUGGCUGACUUCAUUGCCAACAAUGGGACUGUGCCUGGCUGCUCAGCCAAGAAGAAUGUUUGUGACAGCAACACAUGCCACAAUGGUGGCACCUGUGUCAACCAAUGGAACACCUUCAGCUGUGAAUGUCCCCUGGGAUAUGGAGGCAAAGACUGCAAGCAAGAAAUGGCAAGUCCACAGCGUUUCCUGGGCAACAGCAGGGUAACCUGGAGUAACCUGGCAUUGGUCAUUACACUUCCAUGGCACGUUGGGCUCAUGUUCCGCACAAGGCAGAGCAAUGGCAUCCUCCUGCAUGCUGCAGCUGGUCAACAUUCUAUCAUCACCCUUGGGUUAAGUGAAGGGCAUGUGCUGAUGACUGUGUACCGUGCCAACAGCCAGGUCUCAGCACUCCGGCUGCAUCAGGUGAAGGCGAAUGAUGGUGACUGGCACCACCUGAAGUUGGAGCUGCACAGCAGCAAGGACCACUUGGAAGCUCAGUGCUUAGCCUUAAUGGCUUUUGACUAUGGUCUACAUCAGGUGAUGGCUAACAUCAGCAGUGAGCUCCAUGGCCUGAAAGUGCGGAACCUAAGCAUUGGUGCUGUGCCAGGAGAACAUGGUCAGGUGCAGCAAGGCUUCCGUGGCUGCAUGCAGGGUGUAAGGAUGGGUGAGACGUCGGCCAGUGCUGUGGCUCUGAAUGUAAACCAAGCUGAGAAGGUGAAUGUAGAGCAUGGCUGCAGUAUCCCUGACCCUUGUGACUCCAAUCCCUGCCCUGUCAACAGUUACUGCAAUGACGACUGGGAUAGCUACUCUUGCAGUUGUGACCCAGGUUAUUAUGGAGACAACUGUGCCAACGUGUGCUCCCUUAACCCUUGUGAACAUCAAGCUGUGUGUGCCCGCAAGCCCAGCUCAUCCCAUGGCUACACUUGUGAAUGUCCUGAGAACUACUUUGGGCCCUACUGUGAGAACAAACUUGCUCAGCCCUGCCCACGUGGAUGGUGGGGACACCCUAUUUGUGGACCCUGUAAUUGUGAUGUCAGCAAAGGCUUUGACCCUGACUGCAACAAAACAAAUGGAGAAUGUCACUGCAAGGACAACCACUAUCGACCAUUGGGCAGUGCCAUGUGUUUGCUCUGUGACUGUUAUCCCACAGGCUCACUGUCCCGUACUUGUGAACCUGAGACUGGACUGUGUUCCUGCAAGCCUGGUGUCAUUGGACGCCGCUGUGAUCGCUGUGACAACCCAUUUGCAGAAGUCACUGUUAAUGGCUGUGAAGUGAAUUAUGAUAGCUGUCCACGUGCCAUUGAAGCUAACAUUUGGUGGCCACGCACCCGCUUUGGCUUGCCUGCAGCUGCAUCUUGUCCAAGAGGAUCUGUUGGUACUGCUGUACGGCACUGUGAUGAACACAAGGGCUGGAUGGCACCCAACUUGUUCAACUGCACCUCUCUGACUUUUGCUCCCCUCAAAGGCUUUGCAGAAAAGCUGUUGCGGAAUGAAUCAAUUCUGGAUACAGAACAAUCUCAGCGAGUGGCUCUCCUGCUUCGCAAUGCUACACAGAACACAGCCAGAUUCUUUGGUAGUGACAUCAAGGUGGCUUAUCAGCUCUCAGCGCAACUCCUCAAACAUGAGAGCACCCAAGAAGGCUUUGGCUUGGCAGCUACGCAGGACGUGCACUUCACUGAGAAUCUACUCAAAGUUGGCAGUGCCCUUUUGGACAACAGCAACAAGCGUCACUGGGAACUGAUUCAGCAGUCAGAGGGUGGCACGGCGCAGCUGCUAAAGCACUUUGAGGACUAUGCCAGCACUCUGGCCCAGAACAUGCGCAAGACGUACUUGAACCCCUUCACCAUCAUUACACCCAAUAUUGUUAUUUCUGUUGUGAGACUGGAGAAGAUGAACUUUGCUGGUGCAAAGCUACCUCACUAUGAAGCACUCCGUGGCGAGAAGCCUGCAGAUCUGGAAACUACAGUUAUCCUGCCUGAAAGUGUCUUCAAGGCUUCAGAAGGCAAACACUCUUCUGUGCCCAAUGCCAAGCAUCUUCCUGGCUCUAUUGACGAAGACGGACCUGCCCUGAUGACAAGACAGAAGAGACAUCCGGACCUGAGUGAGGGCCAGGCCAUUGCCAGUGUGAUCAUCUACCGUACUCUGGCAGGUCUGCUUCCAGAGCAGUAUGACACAGAUAAGCGAAGCCUGAGAGUCCCCAAGCGCCCCAUCAUAAACACCCCGGUAGUGAGCAUCAACAUUCAUGACAACGAUGCAUUGAUGCAACGAGCCCUCGAGAAACCCAUUACGGUGCAGUUUCGGCUGUUGGAAACUGAAGAGCGCACCAAGCCUAUCUGUGUUUUCUGGAACCACUCCAUUCUCUUAAGUGGGACUGGUGGCUGGUCAGCUAAAGGCUGUGAGGUUGUCUUCAGGAAUGAGACCCACGUCAGCUGCCAAUGUAACCAUAUGACCAGCUUUGCUGUGCUGAUGGACAUUUCUCGCAGAGAGAAUGGUGAGAUCUUGCCCUUGAAGACCAUCACAUAUGCCUCCAUUGCUGUGACCUUGGGUAGCCUUCUGCUCACUUUCCUCUUCCUGGCUGGCUUAAGAGUCCUGCGAUCCAAUCAACAAAGCAUCCGCAAGAAUCUUGUGGUUUCAUUGUUUCUCUCUGAACUCGUUUUUCUUCUGGGCAUCAAUCAGGCUGACCUUCCGUUUGCCUGCACUGUGAUUGCCAUCUUGCUGCACUUUCUCUAUAUGUGUACCUUUGCCUGGGCACUGCUAGAAGCACUGCAUAUCUACCGUAUGCUGAGUGAGGUGCGUGACAUCAACUAUGGACCCAUGCGAUUCUACUACAUGGUUGGCUGGGGUGUGCCAGCAUUCAUAACAGGUCUUGCUGUGGGUCUGGAUCCAGAAGGCUAUGGGAACCCAGACUUCUGUUGGCUGUCCAUCUAUGAUACUCUGAUCUGGAGCUUCGCUGGACCCAUUGCUUUUGCUGUUGCAAUGAGUGUCUUCCUCUAUGUUCUUGCCACCAAGGCCACUUGUGCUGCUCAGCAACAGGGGUUUGAGAAGAAAGGCACAGUUUCCGGCCUCCGCUCAGGCUUUGUCUCCCUGCUGCUGAUCAGUGUCACUUGGUUGCUGGCCCUGCUGUCCGUCAACAGUGAUGCCAUUCUCUUUCACUACCUCUUUGCUGGCUUCAACUGUCUCCAGGGCCCUUUAAUUUUCCUCCUCUGUGUCAUCCUAUGCAAAGAAGUUAGGAAAGCUCUCAAAUCCAGUUGUGGCAAGAAGCACGGCACAGACCCCACACUCACUACCAAAUCUACCUUGACCGCUGCAUAUAACUGCAACAACACCUAUGUGGAUGGGCAGCUCUACCACACACCCUUUGGAGACUCCACUGGCUCCUUGCACAGCACUGUCCGCUCAGGCAAGAGCCAACACAGCUACAUCCCUUUUGUGCUCAGGGAAGAGUCUGGCUUAAACAACAGCCAAGUGCACCUUGGGCCUGCAGAUCCCAGCUCACUUUUUCUGGAAGCUAAGGAUCAAAACAAUGAGCGUGAUACUGACUCUGACAGUGACCUCUCCCUGGAGGAUGACCAGAGUGGAUCCUACGCCUCCACCCACUCCUCAGAUAGUGAAGAGGAUGAGGAAUUUCCCAGAGAACCCUGCUGGGAGAACUUGCUGUGCCCUAACAAUGACAAACUGGUGGCACACAGCACUCCAAAGGUGGAUAACCUCCCUGUUCCUGUGAAACCUUACUGGCCGGGUGACUUUGUGACCACCGCAAGUGAGAGUGAUGGCCAUGCUGGCUCAGAGAAGCUACGUGUGGAGCCAGUUGGCAAGAUGGACCGGAUGGGGUUAGCAGAAGAGAUACCGAGGGAGAAUGGGGAAACACAGACCAGGGAGGGCAUAAUGGGCUCACUGCCUCAUUCCACUGCCCAGCCCUAUAAAGGUAUCCUAAAGAAGAAGUGCUUACCCCCCAUCAGUGAGAAGAACAGCAUCCAGCGCAUCCACAACAAGCUCGCCAGCUGUCGCUCAGGAAUGGUGUCAUCCCAUGGUUCUUCAGGCAGUGAUGGCAGCCGUGGGGGCGGGGUGCCCCGACCUCGCCAGACGUUACAGGAGCAGCUCAAUGGCUUGACGCCCAUCACUAUGAGCAUAAAGACUGGCACAGUGGAUGAGGACUCUUCAGGCUCCGAGAGCGAUGAAACCUCAAUCUGAUGCCGCACGCACCAGACUCUUUUUCUCUUGUGCUUUGGCCAGUCCGGGAGCCCAGGAUUGCUCUCAAACCGCAGCGAGGAAUGUUGUCUCCUUCAGCACAGCCCAAGGAGCUGGAUCCACCAUAUGUAGUGCCAAAUGAAAACCGACCUGCUGUCACUCCUGCACCAGGGGAAUGGCAGGUCCCAGGAGGCGGACCUACUUGAACAGAUGCACUUUGGAUCAUUGUCAAAGGGACAGGAACAGAAACACAAACUUGACCACCUCCAAGUCUUCAGGGAUUUUCUUGCUUUGUGCCCAGUCUGGAACUUCUAAGUGGCUGGAAUAUAUAUUUUUGUCUAUCAAAGCUGGGCUGGGGGAGCCUCAGCAGCAACCACACAUCGACGCCUCUGGAUAUGCAUUAUUGUGCAGAUGUUUGCAUAUUUGACAAUGGGGUUGAGUAGGAGGGGGUCAGUGCACAUGGAGCAUGGCUGCCAUUAGGAGGUGGGUGACACUGAGAACUGUAGAUUCUAGGAUAGGGAAACACAUCUGGAAUGGGACAGUUUCUGGAAGGUAUUAAUUAGUAUGGGUUACUCCUACAACCAGAAGAUUGCAACAUUGAAUUAUGGCCAAGGGUGUCAUGGCUGUGCAGGAGAGCUGCAUGAGAUCUGUGCUAAGCUGUCUAAUCAGACCUACUUUCCUUCCCUUUGUGUAUACAUUCCUAGGAGAUAGCCUUUGCUUCCCUCUGCAAUGUGUAUGUAUCAUAAGUGUGCUUUUCUUUGAUUCCUAAGCACAAGCUUAAACACAUCUUCCAGUGUGCAAUUGAAGCUUGCUUAAACCCUGGGUAGGCCACUCUCUCAUAGGAAAGACAAUAAUCUGACAUUCUGGCUUUGUUAUUGCAAGAAUGGGGAAGAAAAUUAUCAUCCAAGCAGUCAUUUCUGGACUCUGUGCCAAUAUCUUGUUGGUAAUUGCACACCAGGGACUAGAAUCAUCUAUUUCCUCCCCUUAAUGUUAUUGUUAAACGAAAUGGUAGGAUUAUUACAAAAAUCCAGGGCCAUUUCCCCAGGAUGUCAGUCACCAUCGUACUACUUAUGACCAUGGACUGUACUGAUGUGCACCAGCUGUGGAUUGUGUCCCCUGUCUGCCAUGUUGCUUGCUCCAGCCUCACUGCUUCAGGUUGCCCAGUGGAACUAGGGGUGUAGGACCCAAUCCAAGCCACUGGUAUCCAAGGGAAAUGCUUCCUUCUCAGUCCGAGAUCAAUGACAAACCACUCAGUUGUGACCACUACUCCUCCAAGCUUGGCUUGCCAAUCCACUGACUUGGCCCCAUCGGGAUUGCUCCAAGAGGCAGCCCAUAGCUGCUGAGCACCGCAGAUGGUGCCUGCUGAGCUGUCAGUCCGUGCUGCAGUAUUUUAAUAGAAAAUGACAAAAAGAAAAAUGUCCCACCUCCUGCUCUUCACCGCCAGCCAGCACCUGGUCCAUGUGCCACUGGCCUGGAGCAGGGAUGCUGCCUUGACGUCUCCCGAUAGCACCCGGCUCUCAUGCCAAUAGGGUGCUGCCUUUCUGCCUCAGAAGCCUUCAUUUUUCUACACUCAGCCAAGCCUGAUGCCUGCUCAUAUUGGGGAUUUUCAUGCUGGGUCCUUUUGGAAAGUACUUUUUUAUAAUGUUCCUUGGGAAAGAGAUUUUUUUUCUGCUGAUAAUGGAGUAGGGGAAGAGGGGGGCGGCUUGGGGAAGGGUGAAGGCACUGUUUAUUUUGAUGUGUUGUUUUUUUUUUAAAAAACUUGACCACUGCUGAAGGGUGUUCUAAUUUGAAGAGAUGAAACACCCCUCUGAGUUACAUCUUUAGCUUUGUAGCAGUGUUAAAGUCUCUUUAGCUGGGGCGCAAAUGGAAUGCGCUUUACUGACCUAGACAAGGUUUGCACAAUGAGGAGUUAAACUGGGACUUGACCAUUGUCUUAGUCUGGCUAAUCAAAGGAUGCUGAUCGUUGCCUCUGGAAAUCUUGGCCCUUGCCAUCCAACCUUGGAUGGCCUCCGUCCUUGCCAGUUUCCUAACCCUUUUCUUGGAAUGUUUUGACAUAAUAGGAUGUGGUUCUCUUAAACCUGUGUAAUGUCAGCCUGGCACUUUAGUAGAAUCUACUGUGUUUGCCACCUUCUAGCAUACAGCAAGGAAUCGAUUUCAGCCUCUUAAAGACAUAGAGUAGUCUAAUGUAGUUUUGCUUCUACUGCACACAAUGUUCUCAUGUGAGCUAUUCAGCGGCAUCUUCGUUAAGAAAAAGGAGAAAAUGGAAUCCUUCCUUCCUCACCACACAAUACGCAGCAAUGUUGGAAGCCUAAAGUGUCCUAGAUCAGAUAAGAAAAAGUUAAGAGGUGACAUGAUAAUAAUGUUUAAAUAGCUGAAAGGAUGUCAUAUUGAAGAAGGAGCUUGUUUUCCGCUGUUGUAAAAGAUUAAGACACAGGGCAAUGGAUUCAAACUACAGAAAAAAAUAUUCCUUCCUAAAAUUAGGAAAAACUUCCUGAUGGUAAGAAUUGUUUGGCAGUGAAAUAUUCUGUCUUUGAGUGUGUUAGUCUCCUCCUUUGGAGGUUUUUAAACAGAGGCUGAAUGGUCAUCUGUCGGAAAUCCUUUGUGUAUUCCUGCAUGGUAGAUGGUUAGACUGGGUAGCCCUUGUGGUCUCUUCCAACUCUAUGGUUCUGUAAUUCUGUCAUUCUAAUGCUUAACUCCAUACUGACAGGAUCCUAUUAGUUGUUGGUAAAGUAUAAAACUUGCCUAGCAUUUUUACACUACACUGCAAGUACUGCUCUUUUUCCUAGUUGUGUAAGGCAAAUCCAGUAGCUUCCAGGUGCACCCCUGCAGCCAUUCAAAGGUUCACACACCAGCCAACCUGUGUUGCACACUUUGGAAAAGGAGCAGCUUUUUCCCACUCAGACCACUUCCAGUGUACUGACUGGCGGGCCAUGAGGGUGAAAGCUGCUGUUUUGUUUGGAUUUGCAAUGCAAGCUGUGUUGGUGUCUGGGUAGAGCCAAGUAGUAAGAGGAUGGGAUGGAGCUAUACUGUGCUCUCUUCCGGAUGCCCUUGCAGAGCCAGGGGAAACCAGAAGGUUUUCUGCAAUGUCUUUCCAAGUACUUCAGCUGGCAGGCCCUGGUUAGGCCAGUGUAAGUAAACAAAAAACAGUCAAACUUUGUACUUUAUCACCAAGAGAGUGGAUAUGUAUAUGAAAAUGAGCAAUGGCUUUUUUUCCCUCCUGACAACUCCUCUGGUAUGCUUGCUACAAUUACUCUAGCACUAUAUGGGAGAACAAGGAAACCGUGGACUUCCUCUGUUUUUCCCCAUGGAAAGACAUAGUGUUCCUGCAUGAGACGUAGAUUAGUGCAAAGAGGUAUGUAGUGUUUUUAACUGUAGAGAAUGGGGCACUCCCUUUGGCUCUGACUAGCAAAUCAAAAGAUCUAAAAAAAUAAUAGCCAUAAACUCUGAUCACUUUUGAGCAUAUUAAAAACAGUCAGUAGAGAAACUGACAAGUAGAGAUAACCAGAGAAGCUUCCCUUCUCAAAUUUUGCAUUAUGAGUUCUUAACAUGGGAGCAAGUAUUUUUGUAUCCCAACGAAGUGUCCGUGGAAAUCCACAAACCCUACAGUAUUCAUUUUUAAGGGAGGGCCAAUGGCUGCUAAAGAGUGUCUUCCAGAAAACCCUCCGUAGACAGAUUGAGCUCCUUUUCCAGUUCGCAUUUGCUGAAUAGUUUCACUGCCAGAGUCCCAUUACAGGCAGCUAUGCAGCAGCUGAAGCCUCUCCUAUAACUGGGAAGACUUUUGUCUGUAAAAUUUUGGUCUCUUUAAGCUAUUAAAGGUAUCAGAGUUCUAGUAGAUGAAAAAAUUGCAACCUUUCCCCACCCCAAUCCUUGAAAUACCUCUAAAUCUGAGGUUUCAGACUGCAACUCAAGUACACAGAAUAGCCUACAGUAACUUCCUAUGCAAGAACUUUCUCAUAUUUAGAAACCAUUACCUGAAACAAACUGGAAAGCAGUAAUGAUUCAGAAUCAGCUCUCUGAAACAGCUGUAACUUCCAGGAAAAAAUGUCUUCAGAUUAUUCUGCCCUCAAAGGAGAACAGAAUUGGAGUGGGUGGGAGAGUCCUUCCACUAGAGAGCUAUUAUAAGUCAUCAGAGAGGUGUUAAACCUCAAGAUACCAUAGGAUCAAGGAGUGACGGACUCCUGUUUCAAACUCCAUACAAAAGCUUGGCUUCUGCUCCAUCCACUGCAACCAGUUUAUUGUUUUGAAUCUAUCUGCUAUCCAUAAAAAGCCAGUUAGCUGUUUCACCAAUGGUGGUAAUGUAUUUGGCAUGUCUGCAUUUUAAUUUAUUUUUAAAUGUUUUUUUUAAAUAUGUAUACAUAUAUUUAAUGAAGACUGUCUGUCCAAAGCUGUGCCAUCUUAGGGGAGGGGCUGGAACAAACCAGAGUCAAGGGAAAAAUCAUCACCAUUCAAGUCAGAUCCUGAAGCAAAUGAAAGCAGCUUUCCUACAGCCAGCACAUUUGAUGUUGGAUUACAACCACCACUCCAGCCAGGAAUAAUGGAGUUUUAGUCCAGUAGACCUGGAGUACAGUAGAUUGGUUAUGUAUUUAGAAUAAAUUUAGGCAGGAAAAUGUGGAAAUGUAUGGGGAUGAUCUGUAUUAUCUGUCAGUCAUCAGAAGAGACCAGUAGCCUCAACUAGGAAAAACACAUCCUACCAACUGUAAUAGGAGUGUACAAAAUCAACUAUGUGGACCAUGCAUCGUUAUAUAAUUCAUAAAAAGGAGUCUGAGUAAACUGACACUAGUUCUGAAAGUCUAGUUAUGGCAGAUGCAGACUUCAUUCUCUGCUGCUUUACCCAGGUGGUAAACACUUGUCACUGUUGUCCAGACCUGGGCACUUGUCAUUAUAGGCUCAGACCCCUUGUCUGAAUAUUGGCAUGGACUCCUCUCCCCUGCAAUAGCUAAGGAGAUUGUUUACAGCAGAGAUUAUCCUCGAAAAGGUAUGAUUCUUUUCCCUUUUGCCAGGAAGGUGCCAGCAUCUUCGCUUGCUACAGUGCAGAGAAAUUUAAAAAGUAAGCAUCCCAACCCAUGUCCACCAGUGCAUUUCCAGAAGGUACCUCUUCUGAAUGUCUACCUGACAACUCUUGAAGAUGCUGGAAACUUAGGGAAACAACCUGACUUUUCCUUGAGAAGCUCAGCUUUGGCCCGGAGGGCAGAGGUGAAGAGGAUCGGGAAAGAGACCUGGUAUAAUUCAGUCCUUUGGAGCAACACAAUAUUUUGUUAACUUCUGAUGUGAUGCUGGCUUUUCCCUUGGUAUAAAAAGUUGAAGUGUACAGGUAGGGUUGGUAAUGUAAAUAUUAUAGGGUUCACCCCCUUCCCUAAAAAAAUAAAACCAUAGUUCUGUGGCA
This is a messenger RNA of Anolis sagrei ordinatus, 14414 nucleotides long. It is a transcript of the gene CELSR2, whose product is annotated as cadherin EGF LAG seven-pass G-type receptor 2. Gene Ontology annotation, biological process: homophilic cell-cell adhesion; G protein-coupled receptor signaling pathway; cell surface receptor signaling pathway. Gene Ontology annotation, molecular function: G protein-coupled receptor activity; calcium ion binding. Lineage: Eukaryota; Metazoa; Chordata; Lepidosauria; Squamata; Anolidae. The record is from RefSeq and is a predicted model, not a curated record. Gene Ontology annotation, cellular component: plasma membrane.